Molecule: messenger RNA, 1905 nt
Organism: Trichomycterus rosablanca
Lineage: Eukaryota; Metazoa; Chordata; Actinopteri; Siluriformes; Trichomycteridae
Gene: slc6a14
Product: solute carrier family 6 member 14
Exons: 14
Coding region: 4-1905 (633 amino acids)
Biological process (GO): sodium ion transmembrane transport; synaptic transmission, glycinergic; glycine import across plasma membrane
Cellular component (GO): plasma membrane
Molecular function (GO): glycine:sodium symporter activity
Source: RefSeq, a predicted model, not a curated record
AGCAUGAGGAAAUACGGCUUGAACAAAAUUACAGAUUUAGUCUUCAAAAACUCUGUCACGCCUGAUAAGGUAAGAAAUACUUUUUCCCAUGUGAACAGCAAAGAUGAAAAUGCAGAAAGAGGAAACUGGAGUAGUAAGAAGGAAUAUCUCCUGUCUAUGAUUGGAUAUGCAGUCGGACUGGGAAAUGUGUGGAGAUUCCCAUAUUUAACAUAUAAGCAUGGAGGGGGGGCUUUCCUGAUUCCCUAUGUGCUCAUGUUGGCUGUUGCGGGGCUACCACUGUUUUUCUUAGAGAGCUCCUUUGGACAAUUCUGCAGUCAAGGACCUAUUAACACAUGGAGAGCUGUGCCAAUAUUGCAAGGUGUUGGAAUUACUAUGAUGCUGGUUAGCACUUUUGUGUCAAUCUACUACAAUGUCAUUAUUGCAUAUAGCCUCUACUACCUGUUCGCAUCACUUCGGCGCACACUGCCAUGGAGCAGCUGCACAAGCUGGUCUGAUUGUAACAGCACUACUUGGGACCUGUGCAGUAAAUCUUACAACUUGACUUCCAAUGCUACAAACAUAAGCCAGGUGGUUGAUGGGAAUCUGAACUGUUCCGAUUUCUCAGUUAAUGUGCAAUCGCAGAGCUUCAGUGAGCAGUACUGGGACCACGUAGCCCUGAGGAGAACUAGCAGUAUUGAUGAGACAGGACCGGUGGUCUGGCACUUGGCGCUGUGCCUUUUGCUAGGUUGGAUACUGAUUGCUGCAGCUCUCUUCAAAGGCAUCAAGUCUUCUGGGAAAGUUGUCUAUUUUACGGCAUUGUUUCCUUAUGUCGUCCUGGUGAUCCUGCUAAUCCGUGGAGUUACUCUAGAGGGUGCAAGAAAUGGAAUCGAAUACUACAUAGGAUCCAAGUCUAACCUCACAAAAUUGGCAGAGGCUGAGGUUUGGAAGGAUGCAGCUACUCAGAUAUUCUUCUCCCUAUCUAUUGCUUGGGGUGGCUUAAUGACACUGUCUUCCUACAACAAGUUUUCCAACAACUGCUUUAAAGACUCCAUCAUUGUCUGCAUCACAAACUGCUCCACAAGCAUCUUUGCUGGCUUUGCCAUAUUCUCCAUCCUCGGACACAUGGCACAUGUCUAUGGGAAACCAGUUUCAGAGGUUGCAGAAGCUGGUUUUGGAUUGGCUUUCAUUGCUUACCCCGAUGCCAUUUCCAAACUGCCUGCACCUCCAGUGUGGGCUUUUUUGUUUUUCUUCAUGCUGCUACUUCUUGGUCUGGACUCCCAGUUUGGUGGAAUAGAGGUUAUUACGACAUGUCUCCAGGAUGCCUACCCAAGUUUGUUAAAGUCGAAACGAAGCAUCUUAACCGUUUUCAUCUGCGCCAUUCUGUUUCUGCUUGGCUUGCCAUGUGUCACUGGAGCAGGAGUAUACUGGGUGAAUCUGAUCGACACUUUUUGUGCUGGAUGGAUUCUUCUGGUCGCUGGAUUGUUAGAAGUUGUUGGUCUAGCCUGGAUAUAUGGAGGACACCGGUUUAUCAAGGACAUUGAAAUGAUGAUUGGAAGCAGGUCUUUCUGUUUCUGGUUAUGGUGGAAGGCUUGCUGGUUUUUUAUUACUCCUGUUGUUCUGCUUGUCAUUUUUGUGUGGUCAGUAUACACAUUUAAGGCUCCGACGUACGGCUCGGUGGAAUAUCCACAGUGGAGCAUUGCUCUAGGCUGGUGCAUGACUGCCUUUUGCCUUAUUUGGAUUCCACUUGUGGCCAUCGGGAAGAUGGCGCAAGCAAGAGGAAGCCUCUGGCAGAGAUUUAAAUCAGCAUGUUCCCCCACUGAAGACUGGGGUCCUUACCUGGAGUGCCACAGGACAGAUCGCUAUUGUCGGCAAAUGAAUGACCCAAAUGUUUUUGUGAUCACAAAUGAAAACACCACCAGAAUGUAA